This is a messenger RNA of Salvia hispanica, 797 nucleotides long. RefSeq names its product protein cornichon homolog 1-like. Gene Ontology annotation, biological process: vesicle-mediated transport. Lineage: Eukaryota; Viridiplantae; Streptophyta; Magnoliopsida; Lamiales; Lamiaceae. The record is from RefSeq and is a predicted model, not a curated record.
UUAGGGGGUAAUAAUAAUCCUCAAUUACUCGUCGAGGAAAUUGGACCCAAAGAAAGAAUCUUGCAAUGGGCAGUAAAUUCCAUUGUUAAUUACUUCUUGAAAAUUAUGGAUUGGUUACCAUUUCUCUGGAUAAUUUUCACACUCCUUAACCUCACUCUAUUGGGAUUAAAUUUUUAUGAGUUCUUAGGGUUCUCAGAUUUGGAGGCUGACUAUUUGAAUCCCUAUGAAUUAUCAUCUCGUAUCAACUACGUGAUUGUGCCCGAGUAUUUGUUGCAUGGCGCGUUGUGCGUUCUCUUUCUCAUGACGGGGCAUUGGAUCAUGUUCUUGCUCUCGCUGCCUACUGCAUACUAUAAUCUCAAGCAGUACCUAUCAAACAAACAUCUUGUCGAUGUCACUGAAGUCUUCAAAGUAGUGAAUACUGAGAAAAAAGCCCGUCUUAUAAAGCUGGCAUUUUAUGUCAUCUUCUUUGGUCUGGUCAUCACAAGGCUUGCGUUGUCAAUUGUGCACGCUGUAUUUGCUGACGAUGAUGAUGUUGUGGCUUGGUCGACUAUAUAUUGAACUUUUGUAAGCGUCUCGUGGCUUCUUUUUGGGUGGUGAUGGUGUGACGUGGUCGACACUGAGACGAACGCCGGUUGCAAACCUAGUCUCCCCAAAUUAAUGUACAUGUUUAGCCCUUUCUCAUCUCUCUCUCACCAUAGAUUAGGGCAAGAACUGAUUUUUGAUCUCUUCAAUGGUUAUUAAAAUUGUUGGUCAUGCCUUGUAAAUUUGAUUGAAUAUUAAUUGUGUUUUUUGGUGUU